This is a messenger RNA of Postia placenta MAD-698-R-SB12, 2775 nucleotides long. RefSeq lists its product as hypothetical. The transcript has 12 exons. The record is from RefSeq and is a predicted model, not a curated record. NCBI's taxonomy places the organism in Eukaryota, Fungi, Basidiomycota, Agaricomycetes, Polyporales, Adustoporiaceae. Gene Ontology annotation, biological process: spliceosomal tri-snRNP complex assembly; mRNA splicing, via spliceosome. Gene Ontology annotation, molecular function: protein binding. Bases 1 to 2775 code for a protein of 924 amino acids. Gene Ontology annotation, cellular component: U4/U6 x U5 tri-snRNP complex; catalytic step 2 spliceosome.
AUGGCCGCUAAUAAGACCAAUAAGCUCGCCUUUCUGUCUAUGCCAGCACCGGCCUCCUAUGUAGCUGGUCUUGGGCGAGGUGCAUCUGGUUUCACCACUCGUUCGGACAUUGGACCAGCUCGAGAGGGUCCGUCUGCAGAGGUCAUCGCCGAGGCGCAAGCAAGGCGAGGCGAAGAGCCCGAAAUCGAUCCUGAACAGUUCCAAGACCCGGACAAUGAAUAUGGCCUCUUCGCCGGAACCACAUAUGAGGCUGACGACGAGGAGGCGGACAACAUAUAUGAGCAAGUGGACCAGAACAUGGACGCAAGGAGGAGAGCUAGAAGGUGCGUAGAAGCCCUCGAGAAUGCAGAGCUCGCGAAGCAUCGUGCUGAGCGCCCGAAGAUUCAGCAGCAGUUUGCCGACCUGAAGCGUGGUCUUGCGGUGGUGACAGAUGAAGAAUGGGAGAACAUCCCUGAGGUGGGCAAUCUCACCAGGAAAAAGCGUAAAAGGGACGAGAGGUCAUUCGUUGUGCCCGACAGCAUCAUUGUCGGAGACAGGUCCAAGGCCGAGUACGAGAACUCGUUGGACGGGCGACAACAAGCGGCUGGUGGCUUUGAGACACCCGCAGAUAGCGGGACGCUGACGAAUUUCGUCGAGAUGGGACAAGCCCGUGACAAGAUCUUGUCCUUAAAGUUGGAUCAGGUUUCUGGGACCUCUACAUCAUCGGGUCUCUCGACCUCGAUAGACCCCAAGGGAUAUCUUACAUCCCUCGACAGUGUUGUCCUCAAGACGGAUGCCGAAAUUGGUGACAUCAAGAGGGCGCGAAUGUUAUUCGACUCUCUCGUCAAGUCAAACCCGAAGCAUUCACCAGGCUGGAUAGCAGCAGCCUGUCUGGAGGAACACGCGGGACGAAUGGUCGCAGCGCGGAAGCUGAUUAAGGCAGGGUGCGAGCAAUGCCCUAAGAGCGAGGAUGUAUGGCUCGAGGCAGCCCGUUUGCACAGCAACGACGAUGCGAAAGUCAUACUGGCAAAUGCUGUCCAACAUGUGGGACAAAGUGUCAAGAUCUGGCUUGCUGCUGCCGACUUAGAGCACGACAUUAAGGCCAAGAAGCGGGUUCUCCGGAAAGCUCUUGAACACAUCCCGAACUCUGUCCGACUAUGGAAGGAGACGGUAAACCUCGAGUCCUCCCCAGUCGAUGCUCGCAUCCUCCUUUCCCGUGCAGUCGAGGUUAUCCCGCUUUCCGUCGAACUUUGGCUAGCCCUCGCGCGACUGGAGACACCUGAGAAGGCGAAGGCCGUCCUCAAUAAGGCGCGCAAGGCAGUACCUACGAGCCACGAGAUCUGGAUUGCCGCUGGCCGACUCCUGGAGCAAGAAGCGCACGUACCUGGCAAGUCUAACGAGGAGCGCGACAAGGAGUUGGAGGUGGUGGACAAGACCAUCGAGGCCGGUGUGCGCCAGCUGCGUCACCACCAGGUGCUCCUGACGCGCGAGCAGUGGCUGAAGGAGGCAGAGCGCUGCGAGAACGAGGGUUCGCCGAGGACGUGCGAGGCAAUCAUCAAGGCGACGGUCGCAAUGGAUGUGGAAGAGGAGGACAGGCUGGACACAUGGAUGAGCGAUUCAGAAAGUGCCGAGUCGAGGAGCAACGUCGGCACGGCGAGGGCAAUUCUCGCUUAUGCGCUCAAGGUCUUCCCAGAUAAGCGGACGUUGUGGCGAAAGGCUGCCGACUUGGAGAAGGCUCAUGGGACAAGAGAUUCGCUCAGCUCUAUUCUCGAGCGUGCUGUGCACCACUGUCCCCAGGCGGAGGUUCUCUGGCUCAUGUGGGCCAAAGAGAAAUGGCUUGCGGGAGAUGUCCCUGCAGCGCGUGAAGUGCUCGAGCGGGCGUUCGUCGCGAACCCCGAAAGCGAGCAGAUUUGGCUUGCCGCUGUCAAGAUAGAGGCCGAGAACGGCGAGCUGGGUGUUGCGCGCGAGCUUCUAGUUCGUGCGCGAACAGUCGCAGAUACACAAAGGAUUUGGAUGAAGUCGGCUGUCUUCGAGCGACAGCAGGGCCAGAUCGACAUGGCACUGGAAACACUCGCUACCGCUAUCAGAAAGUACCCCAAGUUUGCGAAGUUAUACAUGAUACAGGGUCAGAUCCACCAAGACCGAAAGGAGUACUCCGCCGCCCGUGCAUCGUAUGCAGCGGGUAUCAAACAAUGUCCGAAGGAUGUCACCCUUUGGAUCCUCGCAAGCAGAUUGGAAGAGGCUGAUGGAAGGAGCAUCAAAGCCCGGGCGCUUCUUGAUAAGGCGCGACUCGCUAACUCUGGCAGUGAUGUCCUAUGGGCGGAAGCGGUCGGCGUGGAAGAGCGUAGCGGAGGUGCUGCCCAGGCGAAGACCGUGUUGGCUCGAGGUCUGCAAGAAUGCUCGACAUCAGGCUUGCUCUGGUCCAUGACCAUAUGGGCCGAGCCAAGACCCACGCGAAAGUCCCGUUCUGCGGACGCAUUGCGGAAGUCCGCGGAUGACCCGCUGAUCCUGUGCACCGUCGCUCGGCUGUUCUGGACAGAGCGCAAGAUUGAGAAGGCACGCCAAUGGUUCGAGCGUGCGAUCGCCGCGAACCCUGACCUAGGUGAUAAUUGGGCAUGGUGGCUCAAAUUCGAGAGGCAGCAUGGUGUUUCAGAACAACAGGUGGAAGUGGUCAAGAAGUGUAUCGCUGCGGAGCCGCACCACGGAAUGACUUGGCAGUCAAUAGCGAAGGCCAUGAAGAACGUGGGCAAGAGUACAGAAGACAUUUUGGAACUCGUCGCCGCGGCUUUACAUUGA